Molecule: messenger RNA, 3329 nt
Organism: Dunckerocampus dactyliophorus (ringed pipefish)
Lineage: Eukaryota; Metazoa; Chordata; Actinopteri; Syngnathiformes; Syngnathidae
Product: UDP-glucuronosyltransferase 2C1-like
Exons: 3
Coding region: 233-1813 (526 amino acids)
Molecular function (GO): UDP-glycosyltransferase activity
Source: RefSeq, a predicted model, not a curated record
ACGCCACACUCCAGAGGAACUGAGGGGAUCCAAAACAAGUCGGCGAGUCGUUUCCAGCAGUCUACGUGAAAAACACCCCAACUCAAUCGCACCGGGAUUAAUCAUGGUGUUGGGGAUUAAUCAUGGUGUAGAUUUGCUCGAAGUGGCUGCUCUGGAACCAUGGCAACAUGUGAUCCAAUCUAGGACUACUAAACAUAUUGGUUGAAGUAUUUCAACAUUUUUUCACCGACAGAUGAGGGUGAUGAGUCUCUGCAGCGCCUUGCUGCUCAUUGUCGUGCUUCCCAGAGGCUGCCAGGGAGGCAAUAUCCUGGUCUUUCCCAUCGAGGGCAGCCAUUGGGUGAACAUGGACAUUUUCAUCCAAGAGCUGCACUCACGAGGGCACAAUGUGACUAUUGUGCAUCCCAGAAAGACGUGGUACAUCAAGGACAACGCCUCCUAUUACCACACCGUCGCCGUUCCAGUGGAAAAAAGCUUGGACAAAGGGUUCAUCACCAGCUUGGUUUUUGAGAUUAUCAAGUUUGAGAGGGGGUCUCUGCCCUUGGUGACUUUUCUCCACCUGAGCGUUGGCAUGUUCGGAAUGUUCCUGGAAGCUCACAAUAUGGUGGGUGAAUUUACGACGGCGAUGCUUGACGACAACAACCUGAUGAAGAAAUUGAACGACAGUAAGUUUGACCUACUUCUCACUGACCCCUGCUGGGGGGGAGGUGUCAUCAUAGCCAAAUAUUUGAACCUUCCCCUGGUGUACAAUGUUCGCUGGAUAAUUGCUACCGAAGGCCAUCUCACCAUAGCCCCUUCGCCUCUGUCUUACAUUCCUAUUACGGGAACAGGCAACACCAACAAGAUGACCUUUUUUCAAAGAGUCAAAAAUGUUAUUGUGUUUUUCGUAGGCUACACGCAGCAUAACUUGUUGAUGAAAUACAUAUACCAGAAAAUAUGUGACAAAUAUCUGGGGCCUGAUAACGACAUGCAUCAUUUACUCACGUCUGCUCACCUGUGGCUUAUGAGAGCGGACUUUGUCUUUGAGUUUCCUCGCCCAACCAUGCCCAACGUCAUCUACAUGGGAGGCUUCCAGUGUAAACCUGCCAAGCCUCUACCCGAUCACCUGGAGGAGUUCAUGCAAAGUUCUGGAGAGCAUGGAGUCAUCAUCAUGUCUCUGGGGACAUUUGUGGAUGAACUACCUGCCGACUUAGCCGAUGAAAUAGCGGCAGCUUUUGCCGAGCUACCUCAGAAGGUCAUCUGGAGGUAUAAAGGUGCUAAGCCUUCCACUCUGGGGAACAACACUCUUCUGGUGGACUGGAUGCCACAGAACGACCUCCUUGGACAUCCCAAGAUCAAACUCUUUGUGGCUCACGGUGGGACAAAUGGCGUCCAGGAAGCUAUUUAUCAUGGAGUGCCGGUUGUGGGAAUCCCUUUGUUUUUCGACCAGUAUGACAACUUGCUCCGUCUCUCAGACAGAGGGGCGGCCAUCAUCGUCCAGUUAGCAUCACUGGAUAAAGAUAACCUCCUGAAGGCCAUGCAGGAAGUUCUGUUGAAUCCAUCCUACAGGACAAACAUAAAGAGAAUCUCUCGCCUGCACAGAGAUCAGCCCAUCGCGCCAAUCGACAACGCCCUCUUCUGGAUCGAGUUUGUCAUGAGACACAAAGGUGCAGCUCACCUGAGGAGCGAGUCCUACAAGCUGCCCUGGUACGCUUACUACUCUGUGGAUGUGUAUUUGUUCCUAGCUGGUGUUGUCCUAGCGGGAUCCAUGAUGUUUUUCAUCACAAUCAAGUGUUUGUACUCUGCGUUGUGUCGGAAGAAAGUCAAACGCGAGUAGUCAGUCUGGACGUACGCGUUUUUAAAAGUUUGCAUGCACUUGAAAAUCACAGUGGUGCUGCAUCAUCAUUGUCCAACAGGGGUCGUCUGAGGGCCAUGCUCACCACACAGUAUGUGUAUGGUAUGUUGACCCAAAUAUAAGACACCUUUUUUGAAAAUUAUUAAAAGACAAAAUAUUUUUUUUUGGUGUGUUUUCAAGAUAAGUAAAAUAACCACUAGCAGAUUGCAAUAAAAAUGACACCGUAAAUUCCGGUGUAUAAGCCGCACACACUAAAUUUAGAGGAAAUGCAGAUUUGUACAUAUAUAAGCCGUACGUGUCCACUUUAUAAAAUGGCAUAUUGUGGUGCGCACGAGUCCAUGAGGACCAGGCAGCUGUUUAUUUGACAGGAGCCAAUUAUAAGCUAUGAAAAAAUUCACAACAAACUUGUCAACCCAUUGGAUAUUGCAGGAGGUCAUUUACUCAAUAUAACAGUCCGACUCACUGUGUCAUUUUACAAACAACAUUAAGCUCAUCACACAGCAACUUAACACUCAAAAAGAUACCUAGAAAAUAUACAUUACAAGAACCACUAGAUGUUUAAAAUAACAAACAGCAGCUAUUUUAACAUCGACUCAUAACGCAUUACUGCCAGAAGAGCAGUUCAAUGGAAGACAAGCAGCAUACAAAAUAGUGGAUGGUGCUGCAAUGCUGCCUCUCUCCACCAGAGGAGGCCAGAGGACCCAGAGUCCAGAAGGAGGCUGACGUCAUUGCAGCGUCCAAAUGAUUGUGUUGCUCAGACGCAAUGGAUUAUGGGAAAACUUUAAAAGUCUCUUUUUUUCAUUUUAAACUCUUAUCGGUACAUGUUUCUAUUUGUCAGGUACGCCUUUUGAGUGUUAAGUUGCUGUGUGAUGAACUUAGUGUUAGUACAGUACAUUUACAAUAUGCCUUUAUCCCUAACCAUUUUCAAGCUACAACCAUUUGAAAUAGUAAAACACAAACACACUCUGGCGCCUAAAGGGUUCAUUCAAUUGUACAAAUUGUUACAUUGAAGUAUGCUGGAAAUUACACUGAAAUUACAUGUCUUUGAACACAACCCCUCAUUCCUCAUGAGUUUGAAGUGCGAUUCAAAUGUUCUAUUUGAGACUAGUGUCAGACUAGAUUUUUAGACUUGUGUGGUAUCUUUUAGCCUGUCCUGUCAUUGAUCUUUCUCAUUAAAUACCGUAAAAAUGGGUAUAUUUCACAUAUUUGUGCUAAUGGUGAUUAAUCUUAAUUUAAAAACUGAUUAAUCUGAUUAAAAUUUGUAAUCAUUUGACAGUCCUAAUACCAACUGAUAAGAUGAUGCCUAUUAAUGUGCCUGCAGACUGUAAAUGAUUGUAAGAUGGCUUAUAAGUCAUUACGCAUUGUUAAAGAUAAAAUGUACACUAGAAAGCAGCUAGUUUUCAUAUGUCAUAGUAACAGCCACUUACUGUUGUAUGCGUAGAUUCAGUAUCACUUUUAUUAACUCUAAUAAACAUGUCUCAAUCACUGUGUGCGCCUU